AUGCAUUUUGGCCUUAAGAACGCCCCUCAGAUGUAUCAGCGCCUCGUGGACAACGCGUUGUAUGGAUUUUGGAAGAUCUCGCGAUCCGGCGACGCUGGGUCUACAACGGACGUGUUCCGGACCGGUAUCGCGGACGAUCCUGAUCGCGAGUCGGUGUUGGGACGGAGAUCACACAUCGACGACAUCAUGAUCGCAGCCGAAUCAUGGGAUCAAAUGUGCCGAAGAGUGGAAGAUCUGUUGGAAGCUUGUGAUAACCAAGAGCUUUUGGGCAUGGACAAGGUGGGAUAUCUGGGACACCGAGUGUCGAUCGGAGGUUUGGAGGUGAGCCCGAAAGACCUGAAAUCGUUAACCGAUCUGCCGUUCCCCGUAUCACUGCGAUAUAUGCAGUCAUUCCUGGGCAGUCUAAAUUACUACAGCCGAUUCAUCGAAGAUUACGCUAUCUAUGCCUCGGUACUCUACGAACUACGUGAAGUGGGGUUUGCAGAACUGGAGAAACGAUCGGAUCUGAGGGAGAUCUUGCACCGGAAUGACCCAAGCCCUCGAGAUCAGGACCCACCGGAACGGAAGUUGACGGGACCAGUGGACGAGAGGUGGAUCAGGGCACAUAGGGCCUUCAUUACCCUGAAAACCAAGAUCGCGACGACCCCAGUCCUCCGCCACCUCGACGAGACGAGAACACCGGUAGUUAUCGUAUAUGCCAGUGAUUGGGCGAUAUCCUCUUCGUUGACGCAAGAACACGACGGGAUCUAUCAUCCGGUGGCGUUUACCAGUCGCACCUUAAAGACGAACGAGUUGAAUUACAAUGUGACGGAGAAGGAGGUGUUGGCGCUGCUGAGGAUCUUGGAUCUCUAUUACAAUCUGCUGGUAGGACGCGAGAUCCGGGUCCUGACGAGGUACUCCACGUUGGCCUGGCUGUUCAAGUCGACGGGGUUACAGGGCCGCCUGGGACAAUGGUCUGCCCUUCUGGCCCCUUGGACACUCGAGAUCACGAAGUGCGCGAAGGGUGAGGAAGAGAUACUGGGGGCGAUCGCUGCUAGUAUCACGCCGAGGACGAAGAUCGACGACGCUCUGACCGAAAUCGCUCCCCGAAAAGAGCCUAAACGCCGGAUCCAGGCACCGAUACCCACUGUAGAUCGAGGCGAGAAAUUAUGGGUGAUCAGCUUUGACGGAUCUGCCCGAGUUAAGCGGGGUGGUGGCGCGUUCAGCGCGAUCGUGUAG
This is a messenger RNA of Phytophthora megakarya, 1218 nucleotides long. NCBI's taxonomy places the organism in Eukaryota, Oomycota, Peronosporomycetes, Peronosporales, Peronosporaceae. The record is from the annotation of a GenBank genome assembly.